AUGUUACAAAGAGUCGCACUUUCUCUGCUUGCCCUUGCUGGCACCGCGUUGGGCGCGUCGUCUGACUUCCCAACCAUCGAGGUCGCAGGUAACAAGUUCUUCUAUUCCAACAACGGAUCGCAGUUCUACAUCAAGGGAGUUGCCUACCAGAAGAACACUGAAGAGCUUGACGAUGAUUCCAACUAUGUGGACCCUUUGAUUGACGGAGACCUCUGUAAGAGAGAUAUUCCUUAUCUUGAAGAACUGCACACCAACGUAAUCCGUGUGUAUGCAGUCAACGGUUCUGCCAGUCACUCAGACUGCAUGACCCAGCUUCAAAACGCUGGAAUCUACGUGAUUGCCGACCUGUCGUCUCCUGAUCAGUCUAUUAUCACUACCGACCCUGAAUGGACUACAGAUCUGUACGAUCGCUACACCAGUGUGAUUGACGAGUUCCAGCAAUACGACAAUGUUCUCGGCUUCUUUGCUGGUAACGAGGUUAUCACCAAUAAAACCAACACCGAUGCUGCUCCUUAUAUCAAAGCCGCUAUCAGAGAUAUGAAAUCCUAUAUUAAAGACCAGGGUUACAGAGAUAUCCCAGUUGGAUAUUCUGCCAAUGAUGACUCCAAAACCAGAGUUUCUUCUGCUGAUUACUUUGCCUGUGGUGACGAAGACGUCAAGGCCGAUUUCUACGGUAUUAACAUGUACGAAUGGUGUGGAACUUCGAGUUUCGCAGCGUCCGGUUACAAGGAUAGAACUGAAGAAUUUGCCAACUUGUCUGUUCCAGUCUUUUUCUCUGAAUAUGGCUGUAAUGCAGAGACACCAAGAAAGUUCACCGAGGUUGCGGCUUUGUACUCUGACGAUAUGACUGAUGUCUGGUCCGGUGGAAUUGUUUAUAUGUAUUUCCAGGAAACCAACGAUUACGGUUUGGUAUCUGUUGAUGGUGAUGAUGUUUCUACUAUGGCCGAUUUCAAGUACUUGAAGUCGGAAUUGGGUUCCAUCUCUCCAACCUCUGCUACUCAGUCUGUCGUCUCAGCUACUGCUACUCAGAUCGAUUGUCCUGCCACUGGAGCCAAUUGGAAAGCUACCACUGAUCUUCCUCCAACCCCAGACAAGGAUGUUUGCAGCUGUCUUUCUGAGAGUCUUUCGUGUGUUCUUGACAGUUCUGUCAAAUCCAAGGACUACUCUGAUCUCUUUGGAAUCGUCUGUGACAAAGUGGACUGCAGUGCCAUUUCUAACAAUGCCAGUGCUGGAACGUAUGGCUGGGUUUCAUUCUGCUCCUCGAAGGAAAAGCUCGAUUAUAUUUUGAACUUGUAUUAUGAGGAAAAUGACUCCGACUCGUCUGCUUGUGACUUUGACGGAAGUGCCUCCUUGCAGACAGCUUCUUCAGCUUCGUCCUGCUCUGCAGUUUUGGCCUCUGCUAGCUCUGGAGCCACUGGAACCGGCUCUGGAGGAGGCUCAGGUUCUACAGGCUCGGGUUCCUCGUCCUCGUCUUCAUCAUCGUCUUCCUCGUCGUCAUCGAGCUCCUCAAAGGGAGCUGCCAACCUGGUUUCUCCAUCUCUCUCUCAGUCAGACUACUACGUUAUGAGUGUCCUUGGAACCUUUUUCUUCGGCGGACUUUCAUAUCUUUUUGUCUAA
Kuraishia capsulata CBS 1993 is the source of this 1617-nucleotide messenger RNA. RefSeq lists its product as uncharacterized. Gene Ontology annotation, biological process: fungal-type cell wall (1->3)-beta-D-glucan biosynthetic process. Gene Ontology annotation, molecular function: 1,3-beta-glucanosyltransferase activity. The record is from RefSeq and is a predicted model, not a curated record. The transcript has a single exon. The coding region runs from base 1 to 1617 and encodes 538 amino acids. Gene Ontology annotation, cellular component: cytoplasm; fungal-type cell wall. NCBI's taxonomy places the organism in Eukaryota, Fungi, Ascomycota, Pichiomycetes, Pichiales, Pichiaceae.